Molecule: messenger RNA, 4354 nt
Organism: Galleria mellonella (greater wax moth)
Lineage: Eukaryota; Metazoa; Arthropoda; Insecta; Lepidoptera; Pyralidae
Gene: Ppa
Product: F-box/LRR-repeat protein 14
Exons: 1
Coding region: 237-1568 (443 amino acids)
Biological process (GO): SCF-dependent proteasomal ubiquitin-dependent protein catabolic process
Cellular component (GO): SCF ubiquitin ligase complex
Molecular function (GO): protein binding
Source: RefSeq, a predicted model, not a curated record
UGCCGCCGCAGAGCCUCCGAAUCGAUACGGCGCGCGUCACGUGCCGCCGAGCGCGACCAAUAGCCGCGCUCCGGCGGCCGCCGACGCGAGGGGGGCGCGCCGCUCUCCGCCGUUCGCCAGUACACGAGUGAACACCGCGCGGAACGGACGCGUGUACCGACGUCACCCACAACACGAGUUUCACCGAAAACCGGUCCAAUGCUUCGUGUCGCGUUAUAGUGCACAGUGUCGUCGCAAUGAGUGCGUGGACGGAGGACGUGUUGUCCUGGUGCGAUGACCGAUUAGGCCUCACCGAACUACCAAGCACGACCAGAAGAAAACAACGCAGCGCGCCGUACAGACUUCAUCGGCCGCAUUUGCCCGCGCCUCACGUGCCAGAAACUCCGCCGGAGCCCCAAGGAACGCAUAUAUCAAGGUUGUAUCCGGAAUUGUUGGCGUUAAUAUUCGAGAGGCUACCUGUACGGGACAGAGGGCGGGCAGCGCAAGUUUGCCGCGCUUGGAGAGAUGCAGCUGAUAGAAGAUCAGUGUGGCGGGGAGUUGAAGCUGCUUUACACCUUAGAAGACCAGCACCAGUGCUGUUCGCGUCAUUAGCUAGAAGAGGAGUACGUAAAUUACAGGUACUUUCGCUGAGGAGAGGAUUAAGAGACGCAGUCAUAGCGCUUCCAGGAUUAGAAUCGUUGUCACUUAGCGGGUGUUACAGUGUAACGGAUACGGCAUUGGCCAGUGCAUUUGCAGCUGAGCUACCGGCAUUGAAAAGACUGGAUUUGUCAUUGUGCAAACAAGUGACAGAUUCGUCACUCGGCAGGAUAGCUCAGUCAUUAAAGAACUUGGAGGAACUAGAACUCGGUGGGUGUUGUAAUAUAACGGACACUGGGUUGCUUCUUAUAGCCUGGGGACUCAGGAAACUUCGUCGCCUGAACUUAAGGUCAUGUUGGCAUGUAAACGAUGCUGGUAUAGCCCACCUAUGUGGUGGAGGAGAGGCGAGAGGAACGCCUGAGUUGGAGCACUUAGGAUUACAAGACUGCCAAAGGUUAACAGAUGAAGCUUUGAAACAUGCAGCAAUUGGUCUUCCUAAAUUAAAAUCUAUAAAUCUGUCUUUCUGUGUCGCCGUCACAGAUGCUGGAUUGAGGCAUUUAGCACGGCUACCACAUUUAGAAGAUAUUAAUUUAAGAGCCUGUGACGGCGUGUCAGAUGCUGGAGUUGCCCAUUUAGCUGAGAGCGGCAGACUGAGAGCUUUAGAUGUGUCUUUCUGUGACAAAGUAGGAGAUGAAGCGCUUUCACAUGCAACUUUAGGACUGUCAGGAUUACGUUCACUUUCGUUGAGCGCCUGCCGACUCACAGACGAGGGUUUAGAACGGGUCGCCAGGUUAUCACAACUGGAAACGCUAAAUAUAGGCCAAUGUACCCGUGUCACAGACAGAGGAUUACGCGCUUUAGGUGACGGACUACAAAAUUUAAAGGCAAUAGACUUGUACGGCUGUACGUGUAUAACUCCGCAAGGCUUGGACCAUAUCGUGAAGUUGCCUCGGCUUAGUGUACUUAACCUCGGCCUGUGGCAUGUGCGGUGACCACACACACAUUAGUCUGUAGUCUGUGUUUAUGCGUGCCUGUGUGAGUGAGACGGCCAUGUUGAAGUGAAGGAGCGCCAAGGUUGUAUACUCUGGACAGUGAAUAAAGGAAUUUAACCAAUUUUAAGAUAUUAUAACGAAUUAUUGUUAGGAUCUGGGGUCGCUUUCUUUUAAAAUGUUCUGUUUUUGGCCAGUUGUGUUUAUCGUUAAAUUGUUUGUUGAAAAGUAUUCUGUGAUUUCAACUUUUUGUAUGUUUUUUUACUUGCGUUGUCUCAAGAGAGUUGCCCCAACGCCUAGUCGAUACUUAUAUUGAGUCAGAUCUUUUUAAACUUGUGCAUUUUCUUGUUGUAUACUUUGUUUUGCUACUUCCAUUAUACCGCGAUGACGUAAUAACUGUUAAGCUACUUUUACAACUAUUUAAUAAUGGAUAUUAUAAAUUUUAAAAAGAUCUGGUUAUUCAAUGUAAUUGCUCCAUUAGUUAGGUAGACAUUUAGCCAUUCUUCAAAUUAAUGUUGUCUUCAAUUCGACAUCAUGCAUUGGCGAGGACCAUCCAUAUUUAAAAUUGUAAAACGGUAGUUAGGACCGUUUACUUGUAAGCCAGUUUCUCAUUUAUUAUAUAAAAAACAAAUCUACCAUUUUUCUAAAAUCAAUAUCCAUUUUGUGCACUAUCAAAACAGUUUAUAAAAAGAGAAAUCCCGCAACAAACAUUUCAUGCAGCAUUUAUGUUACUUUUUCAAGUUAAUUUAGUUGGAGGGAAAAUUAAUUUGAUCUAUUGAAAGGAAAGAUAUGUAAUACUCCAAUAUUUAAAAUUACGUUUGGCAUGCCAAGUUCGAAUGUAUGAAUAAGGGAAUUAUGUUUAUUAAUUAAUUGAAAACGGCAACAAAAAUGAAUACCGUAAUUAAUCGGCAAAUAAAAAAGGCUGUAAUUUCAGUAUAUAUCACUGAAAGUAUAUAUAUAGCUAAUAAGUAUCAAGCAAGCUCUUUAAUAUUUUUAUACUCUAAUAUUAACAACUUUAGUCAUUUGAGUACAUUUUAUUAAAAACUGUUUAUUCUCUGUGUAGGUAGGUGAAAGAAUUUUGGCAAAAUAUUACUGGACAUAUGUUAGUUUUUUAAUUUUUAUUUUUCUGUUUUCUUUAUUCUUUAAAUAAUCAACAUAUGAUAGGGUUAACGUGCUGGUUCCACGACCAUCGCUGUUUCUCGGUCAUUUCACUUAAAACUUUAAUAAAAGUAUUUCCAAAGGGAGACAGAAGUUCUUGUUAUUUUUAAUUCUCUGUAUAAUUAGAUGACCAAUGAUUGUAUUGAUGAUAAUUGUCAAAGAACUUUAGCCCAUGUGUAUAUGCGCUUAAAGAUUUACAAAAACUAGUGAGGAGAUUUUUAAAACGUGAAUAAAUAAUGUUUUUACUGAGUUUUUCAACUAAAUAUUAUAUAUGUAUGUAUAAAGCAUCAAGAUAUGAUUAAAAUUCACUUUAAACCAAUAUUUAAAUAAUAAUUCAGUAGUUUUGUUAAAAUAAUAGACGGUCGCGCAACUAACAGACUUUGACAAGGUUUUUGUAACAUUUUUAUCUUUUUUUUUAAGUAAAAUGGACAUUUUUUCAAAAAUAUGUCGAUUUUUAAGAUUUUUUUUUAAAUAACAAUAUAAAGAUAAAAAAAAAACCUAUAAGAAGUAAUCAAUUUGAACUUUAUAUUUGUACAUUACAACGAGAUUUUUCAAUAGUAACAAUUCUUAUCGAAAAUAUUUUUUAAAAGAUCGAAAGUGCAUUUACUAGUCGUAAACCAGCAUAUUCACCCUAACAUUUUAUACACACCAUAAAGUUUCAUAUUUUUAUCUUAUGAUUUAACACGUCUUUAUUAUAAUAUAUGUACAUAACAUAACCUUUCAUAAUAUUAUUAUAUGUAUUUAUAUAUUAUAUUUGUUACCAAACAUCCACAUUUGAUUACCUUAUGUAGUGGAACAAGUAUUUUAUCUUAUUUCUAAUAUCAUUAAAUUAAAACAGCAUAAUUUUAUAAUUGAGAAUUACUAUAUAUACUGCUAUAUCAAAAAACUAUUUUUACAUGCAGUGAUUAUAAACGUUACAAAGAAAUAAGUAUUUAAUAAAAAAAGAAAUUGCAAAAAAGAACAACUUAAAAAUGUCUUAAAACAGCACUAAGAAUGAAUUAAAUGAUGUGUGUAAUACUAUUUUUUUUAUAUAAUAAAUGCAUGACUUUAAUGUUCGAAUAAUAAAUAACAAAUAGAUAUAGCAGUGUUGCCAUUGUUUUGAUUAUAUCAUUUAAUAUUAAUGUCUUUGCUACAAGAAAAUACUCUAAAUUUAGCUAGAGAAAUCAAUUGACAAUAAAUUUAUGACCAGGAAUAAAAAAAAAAACAAACACUGAAACAAACUCUAAAUUAAAAAAGCCUUAAAUUGCAAAUAAAAUUUUUAAACCUACUUACUCAGAAAGUCUUUUUCUGUGUAGUAAGUUAGAAUACAUGAAAAAAAAAAAUUUUUUUAAAUUACAUAAACUUACUAUAAAUUUUUCAAAAAAAUAAUUCUAAACUGUUAAGUCUAAAAAUGUAAUUCAAACGCGAAAUAAUAACGCUUGUACCACCGAGGUUAUCAACAACUAGCUAAAGUUAAAACUAAUACAAAAAAUUGAGUUUUGAAUGUAAAACAUGUACCACAUUUGUUGGUCUACAUUAAUGACGUUAUCGGGUUUUGUAAUAAAAAAAAAUAGCUAUAAAACCUUGACACAAUUUUUCUUCAAAUUAUAAAACAAAUACUUGUUCUAUUUUAUUAAUAAUAAUUAUAACAU